AAAUCGUUAAUAGAUGAAAGAGUGCAAAUUUCUUAAUUUUAUUGAUUAAUAUAGGACCUUAGACAAUUUUCUUUGGAUGGCUUCUUAAAUAUGCAUUUUCCAAUUGUGAAAUCAAAUAUGUAUUCUUCAAUACAUUAAGCACAGCCUUCUUUAAUUUCUUGAUCAAUUAAAGAGUAACUUCCUUUUGUAAUUUCUACUUCAAUGAAGGAGUAGUCUUCUUAAAAACCUAGAGUGGUUAUUGUGGGAUCAUUCGCAAAAUAAUUGAAACAAUAUAAACAAUUUUUUAUUUUACAAAAGACACAUUUUUGUUGA
This is a messenger RNA of Paramecium octaurelia, 312 nucleotides long. The record is from the annotation of a GenBank genome assembly. Lineage: Eukaryota; Ciliophora; Oligohymenophorea; Peniculida; Parameciidae.